Molecule: messenger RNA, 2163 nt
Organism: Aspergillus ruber CBS 135680
Lineage: Eukaryota; Fungi; Ascomycota; Eurotiomycetes; Eurotiales; Aspergillaceae
Exons: 5
Coding region: 40-1965 (641 amino acids)
Biological process (GO): regulation of DNA-templated transcription
Cellular component (GO): nucleus
Molecular function (GO): DNA-binding transcription factor activity, RNA polymerase II-specific; zinc ion binding
Source: RefSeq, a predicted model, not a curated record
GAACAAUCGACCAACGGACUAGAGAUUAGCCAUACUAAAAUGCGUUCCAGGUUAGCAGCAUGUGAACGAUGCAGAAAGGCAAAAUUAGCCUGUGAUCAUAAACGACCGGUGUGUACUCGCUGUCGCAACACCAACCAAGCCGGCAUCUGCAUCUACCGCGACUCGCCAUUCAAACGUAGAAGAACGAGCAUCUCGUCUCCAUCGGUUGAGCCACAGAGCAGUCUGCGAUCGCCGGAGGAGUCGCCGUUGUUCAACGCCCGGCAGACCCCAUAUCCGAAUCCUGGAUACCUUGGGUCUUCGAGCCAUGCUGCUAUCUUUAGCCAUAUCUCCCCGGAUGGUGACUGCAGUAACGCAUUCCAAGCAACGCAAGGUAGUCACUCAAAUGGCGAUGAUCACUUAAUACAGCAGGGUGCCGAUACUCUCCGACAGCUACUGAGCGCGUUCCCGCUAAAAGGAGUAAUCGACCUGGUUAUUUUCUGGCUUGCAAAAGGCGUCAACCUGGCUCUUACAGGACCCUUUGUUGCACAAUGUACCGAAAGCAUGCAUAACCUACUGGCCUGUAUGUCGGACGGGAACUGGCACCUGGCAUAUGCACGACAGUUGAUGCAGAACUCCGCCCGGCCUCUGGAAUUUAAUCAGUCUUCAACACUCGACUCUUUCUCUGCCCAGUUCCUACAUCAGAAUACUCGGUGGGAAACAUUGGGGCUCUUUUUUUCAGCCGUUAGUCGGGCUACGCUUGACGUGUCGUUUUUUCCCUCUCUAUACUCGACGGAGAAAGGUCAAUAUUCUCUUCGACGCAUGGCGAUGAAACUCUGCGACUAUAUUCUGGACAUUUGUUUAUCAUUAGACUGCUUGAACGACCUGCAGCUAUUAUUCCAAUACGAAAAUUUCAUUGUUCAUUCCCACGUGGAUGGAGAUCAAAGUUACCAUUCAUGGCGCAGAAUCGGAGAUGUGAUAUCUUCAACAUUCGCCUUGGGCUAUCACGAAGAUCUUGAAGCGAAGCCCGACGUGCCUCCAUUUAUAACAGAGAUGCGCAAAACUGCUUCCGCCAGAAUCUACUCAGCAGAUAAGAACCUGGCUAUUUUCCUUGGCCGACCUCCCCGGAUGUGCAAGCGGUUUUGUCAUCUUCACCUUCCUUCGAGCUGGCUUGGGUUCGAGGCGUUGGCUUAUGGACAUACUCCAAGUACCGAUGGAGACGAAGAGAUUAAGGCUACGUAUUGUGGGGAUACGCGCUGGUCUGUAAUAUGCGCCUCGUUGAAAGAGGAUAUAAUGGAGAUGCUACGUGAUGUCAAAGACGAGCAAUAUAUUGAAAGAGCAACUGCGAUCCAAGAAAAAGCCAUAGUUGAAUGGGAGGCAUUACCUCCCCAAUUUCGAUUGGACGGCACCCUAAAACAGUUUACUGGGAACCCAUUCGAGCGAGAUUUCGUGGUCAGUGUGCGACUCAACCAUUUGCAGGUCCUGUUUCUUGUGCAUCUUCUAUUGCUGGACAGCCCGGCUGCGCCUAAUGCGUCCAUCAUAGAGGUGGCGCAAGAAAUGCUCUCGUUGGUCACAGAAACCAUUCUUCUCCGAGAUCGGCUUGUCAAUUCAGGGACAAGCCUCAUCUGGAAGGUUGCCCACUUUGGUCUUCCAGCGGCCGGGAUCCUACUUCUCGCAAUGCUCAGGCAAAAGAACCACCAAAAUACUACUCCGAUACCGUGGACGAAAACUAUCCAAGACCUCAACGUAUUCGUUGCCGAAGUCGAUAUAGGAACGAUUAUUCGACCAGAGGAUCCAAACUACGCACUGUUAUCCAAGGCAACGCAGACUAUCCAGAGAUUCCUUGAUUCUAUGCAUUCGAAAAUAACGCCCCAGCCGCGGAACGAGGAUUGGACGGCGUUGCUGAACCAAGACCUCUGGGAUUCUGAAUUUGCGUUCUGGGAUAACAUGGCGGGUCAUCCUUCACUGGAUCCUUUGCCAGAAGUGUAAUAUGGUUCCGAUAAAACAAGCAACAUUUAUCUGACACUUAUACGGGCUUCGCUGAGCCAAGUCGAGGUCACUCGUGAUCUGACGAAUUACACUUGGCCAAUCUGAUAUAUAUCAUAGUAGGCAAUUGCGUUUCCUCUAUCUUUUGCCCUCCAAACAAUGCUUACAUGAUGUCGUCAACCGGAGAUGAGCGGCCAAAAG